Cuscuta campestris is the source of this 2389-nucleotide messenger RNA. NCBI's taxonomy places the organism in Eukaryota, Viridiplantae, Streptophyta, Magnoliopsida, Solanales, Convolvulaceae. The record is from the annotation of a GenBank genome assembly.
CACUUAUUAAUGUUCAAAAAAUACCUUGGUGUAAAUAAUGGUUAGACUUUUGUCAUAUUUAUCCCUAUCGAGAAUAGAAGAAGUCUCUUACCAUCCCAACAAAUCCCUCGUUUUCCCUCAGACUCUCUUCCACUUUCGAUACGGUAAGAAGAAUCAUACCAGUUGAAUUCCUGGCCAGCGUAUACUAAAAGAACAGAAUAGCGGUGCUUAGCUGCGUGACUAUGAAAUGAAAGUGCUCUCCGCUGAGAGAGUUCAUCACCUCAUCUUCAUCCACCGCAGAUUCGCCGGAACUAGUGGCGAACGUAUGGCGGAGUGAACAAUCGAGGCCUUUUUCUGCUCAUUUCUGAAUCCUCUACAGCAUCGGAAUCAUGGCAUUCUGGUGGCCGCUCAUCGUUCUCGCCUUCGCUUUCGCGAUCUGCCGACUCCUCCUCAUGCUCAUCCCUCCCAACGUCCCCUCCAUCGCCGUCGACACAUCUGACGUGUUGGAAGACGGGAAUUGCACAAAGGAGAAUAGCUUCAUAUACAUACCUUCAAGAAGACAAACUGACAAAGUCCAGUGCUAUGAGCCAGCAACUAUGAAGUACCUAGGCUUCCAUUCAGCGUUCAAGCCUGAUGAGGUUAAGGAACGUGUAGAAGAAGCUAGGAAGGCUCAAAAGCUAUGGUCAAAGAGUAGCUUUAAGCAAAGGAGACAGUUUCUACGUAUCCUCCUGAAGUAUAUACUUGAACAUCAAGAGCUAAUAUGCAAAAUUUCCUCACGUGAUACUGGAAAGACAAUGGUUGAUGCUUCAUUGGGAGAAAUAAUGACAACUUGUGAAAAAAUCACUUGGCUUCUUUCAGAGGGUGAAAAAUGGUUAAAGCCUGAGUACCGCUCAACUGGAAGAUCAAUGCUUCACAAGAAAGCCAGAGUGGAGUUCCACCCCCUUGGUGUUAUUGGAGCAAUUGUUUCGUGGAAUUAUCCAUUUCACAAUAUAUUCAAUCCAAUGUUGGCUGCAGUCUUCUCAGGGAAUGGCAUUGUGAUCAAGGUCUCUGAACAUGCUAGUUGGUCUGGAUGCUUCUAUCUACGGAUAAUACAAACAGCUCUUGCUGCUGUUGGAGCUCCUGAAAACUUGGUUGAUAUAAUAACAGGCUUUGCUGAAACUGGAAAAGCACUUGUUAGUUCUGUUGACAAGGUUAUAUUUGUUGGAUCACCAGAAGUGGGCAGAUCGAUUAUGAGCAAUGCAGCAAAUAAACUGAUACCAGUUACACUGGAACUCGGUGGAAAAGAUGCAUUUAUUGUCUGUGAAGAUGUUGAUGUGCCUCAUGUUGCUCAAGUAGCUGCUAGGGCAGCUUUACAGUCAAGCGGGCAGAACUGUGCUGGAGCAGAACGCUUUUAUGUACAUAAAAACAUAUAUUCAUCUUUUGUUGCUGAAGUAGUGAAAAUCGUCAAAUCUGUUACUGCAGGUCCUCCUCUGGCCGGAAAGUAUGAUAUGGGAGCAAUAUGCAUGCAAGAGCAUUCUGAAAAGCUUCAUAAUCUAGUGAACGAUGCCCUGGAAAAUGGUGCUGAAAUUGCUGGUAGAGGAAGUGUCAGAGAUAUUGGUGAAGGUGCUGUUGACCAGUACUUUCCCCCGACUGUGGUUGUUAAUGUGAACCACACCAUGAAAUUGAUGCAGGAGGAGACUUUUGGACCGAUCUUGCCAAUAAUGAAAUUCAGCUCGGAUGAAGAAGCUAUUAGGCUUGCAAAUGAUUCAAAGUAUGGGCUUGGCUGUGCAGUCUUUUCGGGAAGCCAGCGCCGUGCUAAGCAAAUAGCAUCACAAAUACAUUGUGGCGUGGCUGCUAUCAAUGACUUUGCUUCAAAUUACAUGUGUCAGUCAUUACCAUUUGGCGGUGUGAAAGAUAGUGGAUUUGGGAGAUUUGCUGGUAUUGAAGGGUUGAGGGGUUGCUGUCUGGUCAAAUCUGUUGUGGAAGAUCGAUGGUGGCCUUUGAUCAAAACUAAGAUCCCGAAACCCAUACAGUAUCCGGUGGCAGAGAACGGGUUUGAGUUUCAAGUCUCUCUCGUCGAAGCUCUCUAUGGCAUAAACAUUUGGGACCGGUUGAGGGCGUUAUUGCAUGUUCUGAAGAUUAUUAGAGAGCAUAACUCUUCUGCAGGUACGAAAAAAGAAAAUGGCCGCGGCCCCACUACCAGGUAGGUGUUAUUAAGAUGGACUCUACACCUCUGAAUUCUGUAACUAUGAAAUCUCUAUUUUCACCAUUUAACAUCCUAACUUUUGGUGGAUUCUAGUAGCAACAUUCUAAGUAAGUACUCCCAGUUUCUCAGCUUACUUUUCCUCCAUCAAAUCCAAACCAACUUGGCUCUGCCUUUAUAAAAACAUAUAGAAAAGCUCAUGUUACAUCACUUUUUAUAGGUAAAAUC